This is a messenger RNA of Paramuricea clavata, 438 nucleotides long. The record is from the annotation of a GenBank genome assembly. Lineage: Eukaryota; Metazoa; Cnidaria; Anthozoa; Malacalcyonacea; Plexauridae.
AUGGAAAUUAGCCAUCGAAAGAUCUUCAUUAGCAUAUGCCGUAAAAGUACAACCAACAAUGUACUUUUUGCUGCGGAUAUACCUUACCCUCUACUGAGAGCUUGGUAUAGUUUAGUUGUUCUCAAGAAGCCUGUCCAACCUUCCAGCGAAGCAACAACAAGUGUAAUACCUAACUACACGUUUGUCGAUUUGCUAGAACAUUCAAUUCCUGGGCAUUCGUUUGCUAUUAGUCGUGAUGAGGUCACCAGAUCUGAAGUAAACAAAUCACUUCUACGUAUUGCAAGUAAAGUUGAUAUGGAGUAUUACAAUACGAGAGGUAGGAAGAGAAUGGCACUGGAUAGCAGAAGCAAAAAGUUCCAUAUUUUUGAGGGACAAACCAUCUCAUUAGCACAACUCCAACAUGAAAGCCAACAGGUUCAUGAUGAACUUGAAGAAUGA